UUACCUCCUCAUGGAAGAUAGCCAACAACCACCUCUGCCGUACUAAGUCCAAGCUAUUGUUAUCACGGCCAUCGAACACCAAUAGCCAGGAACGCCACACAAGCGCACUCAGUCAACUGCAAAUCGAAAUUUUGCCMAAGGAAGUACGAAGUAAUUACGACGAGAUGAUCCACGGCCCGAGAUUCUACGGACAAUACCACGGGCACCCCAUACGAGACCUGGAAGUCCUGCUGCCCGCCCUACGGGAAGCAUCGGAUUCCCUGGUCUGGACCGCGGGGGAUUCUUCUCUCGACAACAAGUACUGGUUCGAAGACCUCCGGCCCGMGGUGGGAGCCUACCGGCGGGUCUUCGAACCCCCCGCCAGGAUGAAUGCAGACGUGACGUACUGGCUCAACUUCCUGGCCGAGGAGCGGGCCCAAGAGCAGGGAGCGCGGGCUCGGCCACGCUUGGCCGCCAUUAACACCGCCGUCGAAGCCACCACGGUGAACGAACGGACCCACCGGCUGCGGCCCCAGGACGUCUUCCUCCGAGAUAACAUACGAGCACAAGACACCCUGGUGGUCAGCAUCGGCGGCAACGACGUGGCCAUGAUGCCGAUGCCCUGCACAAUCCUAUCCGUGCUGUCUCUGGUGAAGAUGCCCCUGCGUUGUCUGGAGUCUGCCUCUUGCGUCUGCGCCUCGCCCGCCUGCGACGAGCACUGCCACGGAUGCGGCCCGGUGGCGCUGUCCUCGUGCGCCUGUGCCUUUCCGCCCUGUCUCGGCUAUGCGGUCCACCUGUUCGGGACCCGGGUCCAGAAGUACAUCGAGAAGCUAACGGCCAAGACCAAGCCCAAGCGAAUUCUGGUCUGCAUGAUCUACUAUCCCGACGAGGCAAUGACCCCGAGCUGGGCGGGCAACGCCCUGCGGUGCCUCGGAUACGACAAAAACCCCGCCACGCUGCAGUGGCUGAUCCAGCGCAUGUUCGUCGAGGCCACCUCGAAGAUACGGAUUCGAGGAGCGACGGACGUUGUCCCGGUCCCCCUCUUCCGCGUUCUCGAUGGCAAAGUCAGCGGCGAUUACGUAGCCCGGGUGGAACCCAAUAGCCGUGGGGGGAGGAAAAUGGCCGAAUACCUCUUAAACGUGAUUGAGCGACACGAAGAGAAUCCAUCUCUUCCUCCGCAAGAACGGCAUCGUGAUCCAUACCAUCCGCYAUCGUCGUCAACAUCUGUGCCYAUUGAAUCAACCUACAUGGUUGAUCGAAGUUAGUCCACUCGAUGCUAACACCAGCGAGUGAAUGAGUAGAAUGAAACAUGCGAAAAGGACGAUCUGGGAUUGAACAGAAUGAACAUAGGUGGUCAAAUUUCAUUGUGUAGAUGAAGUGAUAGCGCAGCUCCAUAUAAAGUGAUAUCCUCAAC
Messenger RNA from Pseudo-nitzschia multistriata, 1393 nucleotides. NCBI's taxonomy places the organism in Eukaryota, Bacillariophyta, Bacillariophyceae, Bacillariales, Bacillariaceae. The record is from the annotation of a GenBank genome assembly.